UUUUGUUGCCCACCAUUCGUCCAAGAUAAAACCAUAACAAAUAAGAUAUGAGUCAAUAGCAUAAAACUAUAACAGAAGCACAGAAGACAACACCACCAUGGCACUAAGAAUGUGGGCUUCUUCUACAGCCAAUGCACUGAAAAUCUCUGUUGCCUCCAAACCUCAGCUCUCUCCUUACUGUCUCUCAAGAUGCUUCUCUUCUGUUCUUGAUGGGCUCAAGUAUGCAACUUCACAUGAAUGGGUGAAACAUGAAGGUUCAGUGGCUACAAUUGGUAUCACUGAUCAUGCUCAGGACCAUUUGGGAGAAGUAGUGUUUGUGGAUCUACCAGAACCUGGAGUUGCAGUCACUCAAGGAAAGAGCUUUGGGGCAGUGGAAAGUGUAAAAGCAACAAGUGAUGUCAAUUCUCCCAUCUCCGGUGAGAUUGUUGAGGUUAAUUCCAAGCUUAGUGAAGCACCUGGGGCAAUUAAUUCAAGUCCAUAUGAAGAAGGAUGGAUGAUCAAAGUGAAGCCAAGUAACCCAUCAGAAUUAGGAUCCUUAUUGGAUGCAAAGGCAUAUACAAAAUUCUGUGAGGAAGAAGAUGCUGCUCAUUAGAAUUUUUAGCAAGCUUAGUUCCCAUAUUUUCUCUUGCAAAAAUUGAAUUAACUUUGUUUUGGACAUAUUUAUUUAAAUCCUCAAAUCCUGUCAAUUAUUGCAAAUGUAUGUUUCCCUUUUUUUUUCCCUUUAUUUUUAUUUUCUUUAUUGCA
This is a messenger RNA of Jatropha curcas, 744 nucleotides long. RefSeq names its product glycine cleavage system H protein, mitochondrial. NCBI's taxonomy places the organism in Eukaryota, Viridiplantae, Streptophyta, Magnoliopsida, Malpighiales, Euphorbiaceae. The record is from RefSeq and is a predicted model, not a curated record. Gene Ontology annotation, cellular component: cytoplasm; glycine cleavage complex; mitochondrion. Gene Ontology annotation, biological process: glycine decarboxylation via glycine cleavage system; protein lipoylation.